UUUUGUUUAAAAAAAAAAAGAAGUUGUAUUUGUCAGGAGAUUUGGUGUUUGUUUGUUGUUUGUAAACCAUAGUGGUGAUGACACAUUCCACCUUCAAACAUGGCAAACGGAUACGUUGUUAAAGCUUCCAUAUUGUUGUGUACUCUGUUCUCCAUUUUUGUCACUUCUUCUUCGUAUCUGGAAUAUAAUCUCGAAAAUAGUAAAGUUUGUUCCAUUGUAAGAAAAAGAGAACUGAAACUGCAGGAGAAAGAAAACUCUGCUAUCUCUUUGAAAGAGCUUCGCUACUUUGAUAAGUGGUCAGGGGCAUAUCCAUUCAAUUGUAACUUCACUGUCACUGCUCCCUGGGGAUAUGGCAUAAUUGCGAUCAUUCAAAAUCUGGAUCUUCGUAAAAAUGAAUCGACGCAUGAAUGCAUUGAUUAUGUGCAGUUUCAGAAACGUCAUACUAAGUUCAAAAUGAUAUUUGGAUCAGAUCCUGAAAGAAGCCAGCAGUUUUGUGGUAUUGUCAAUUCAAUCCAUGAACCAGAUGAUGACUCUGAUGAAUUGAAAGACUAUGUUAUGGCACAUAAUGCUUUCCUUGACGAUAAAGGAACUUUAGAUGUGACUAUCUCAGUAGCUAAUCAACAACUUCUAGCAUCUGAAAAGCUUGACAUAUCUAUUAUUUUUACUGCUUACAAAAUGUGCAGAUAUGGAGAUAAUGAUGGAUUCAAAGAGUGUUCUGCAAGAAGUGGCAUUUGUAUAUGGGAGGGAUUUUUUAAAGACACGAAUGUAAAUUGCCCUUACAAUGACUGUUUUGAUGAAGGAGGUUGUCCUGUGAUAUCUCCAGGUGGGAAGAGGCAGAGUUCUGGUCUAGGCACAAAAGUUACAAUUGGAGCUGUAGUUCUUAUACUGGGGCUGCUUUUGCUGUUCAUGUUUUGUCUAUUUGUCUGCCGGCGGUGUCAAGUACUUUGUUGGUCUGGUUCAUCUGCAUCUCGACAACAACGUUCAUCACAGCAGUCAGGACGAGUUGAGAUGUCAACUCCCAUGGGAAAUGUGGGAGUAUCAUCAGGACAGAGCCAGCCUACUGCACCUCCUCUUUUACCUGUCUCAUCAGCAACAUCUCCCGUCCAUGAAGACAAAGAUCUUCCUCCUCCAUAUGAAUCUCUCUUCCCUUCAAGGUAAUUGAGAGUUAUUUUAUAUAUUAUAGGUUUUAAAAUAAAUUAUACCAGUGUUCAAUCAAUUAUACCAUGUACAUGUUUGAAAAUGAAAAGUUAACUGUAAAGUUUUUUUUGGUGAUUGGAGGUUUAGCAUCUGCAAUGACUAUAAUCAUGCAUUUAGUGCCCCGUGUAAGCUCUAUGGGCUACUUUCGUAGAUUGGUGAAAAAAUUCAGUAAAAGAGUGAUCUGAAUAGUACUGCUUCUCCAUCUAAUCUCACACAUGGUUUUGCAGUAGAUGUGGAAAUCAGGAAAUAUAUUUUUGAUAUUUUUUGUGAUGUCAUUUUCAAAGAUAUUCUAUCUACACUACUAUUUUUUGAUAAACAUUUAGCUGUUAAUUUUUUGGAAAUUUUACCCAGUUUACAAAUCAAUGUAUUUUAUAUGUUUAUUGUAUUGUGUGAAAUUUAUUACCAGUGCCACAUAACUCUGAUACUACUGUACUCUGACAAAUAUGUUUUUUUGAGUCAGUGUUUCCCAUUGUGCUCCCUUUUGAAUUCUGUUGUUUGAUUCAGCUUUGUACCGUGUACAUGAAAGAAAGAGAUAGCGUCUUCUUUAAUAUGGCUUCCAGGCCAAGACCAAUAAUUGUCGAAAUCCGAGUGUACGGGAAAGUAAUUGUAAGACUUGAACAAAACUACUUCUUUGGACCUGUUAGACUUAAGUAGGGUAAGACUAUCCUCUAUUCUCCUCCAUCAUUUCCCUAUCCCUCCCUAAAAUAAAAUUAAAACAGGAAUCUACUCCCAACUUUGCCUAGCCUAGGCAGUCUUUGGUGUGUUGAGACUCUCGACAAUUCCUCUAACAUUUAUAUUCUUAUAUAUCUGUAUACUCUGUUUGCUCUGUAACAUGCUUCAUAACUGGUUUGUGGACCAUUUUAUGUUUUAAGACAGCAAACUACUGAUCUACUUGGGUGUUCAUUCUAUAUAUGUGGUGAUAUAUUUCUUUUCAUAUUCCAAGCCUCUCUGAUGAGCAGAUAAGCAUGAAGUGUGGAUUGUAUUAUAAUCUACUCUUUAUAGUAUUUUCCAGUAUUGUAUUUAUAUUUGUCUUAUACCUUUUGUAUAAAGGUAUUUUCUCAAAGUUAUUUCCGCUCAAACUGUGUCAGCUAAUUGUGUGAUUUAUCAAAAUCAUUUUUACUGUCCAGUUGAACCAUAUGUCUUAAGAAUUUGUUAUUUUUUCUAACUAAAAGCAGUAUUGAACAAAUAUAUUAACAGGUUAUAAUUUUGGUUCUAUAGUGCUUCUGUUUGUGCCCUUACAGCAUUUUGCAGUACUUCAAUCAGUUUUUGAGGUUUUAUUUUGUAACUCCUCAGUAAAUCUGGUAUGGGUGUCUAUUAUAUUUUAUGAUGAUGUGGUAUGGUAUAGCCUGUUUUCCAUGGAUUCUGUAUUUUGUUGUAUGCUAGUCGAUUGUGUAUGUUCUACUAUGUAUUAAUUUAUGAGAUGUUUUGAUUUGCCAAAAUGCUUUUUCCUUUUUGGCUUCUUCCUUCUUUUUUUUUCUUUUUUUUUUUUUUUUCGUUUUUUUUGUAAAUUAAUGUCUUGAACGUCAUUACAUUUACACUAAUUUUUUUUUUUAUCUGUUCUUUUCUGAGAAAAAAUUACCGAAGAUAUGGUAUUAUUACCUUACAGAAUUGUUUUAUAAUUCAGUGCCUUGUUCUCGUGAGUGCCUUAUUCACCGGAGUAUAAUACCCCCUUUCUCUGCACAUCCGCCCCCCCCCCAAAAAAAAACAACAAAAAAAACAUGACCUAUAGAUGCGCUUGGUGUUUGGGGACUCACUGAGGAGUUCCCACUAAAAUACUUUUCUGAAAAACUUGAGCCCUUUUAAGUGGGUGGGGUCUUAUACUCAGAUGAAUAUGGCAAAUUCCAAUUCCUUGUUAUUUUUCUUUAUUUUUUUUUUUUAAAGUGUCCAAACAGCUGCAUAGCAUCCCCGAGCCUUUCUCUUAAACUUUGUCUAGAUUUUGGCUGGUAUUAUUGAAGUGUUACCAUAUUAUGUCUAAGCCGUGCACUUAUAUAAUGCUUUUGUAAGAUCUUAUCAUUUAAUAGGGCUGAUUGUUUUGAAAGAGCUGCUGAAAAAAAAGGAUAUGUUUGAUAUUGUUUGGGAAGCGGUAAUUAUCGUAAGUAUAGAGUAGAUUAUGUUUUUUCCUUGCAGGAUCUUGUGAGGGUGUGUGUCAAUCAGUUUCUUCACAUUUUUUUUAUCAAUUACAAAAACUUUCUCUUUCUUACUAGCAACUUAAGUUUCCUUUUGUUGUCCGUUGUGUGAUAACGUAAAAGUCCGAUUUUUCCCCCUUACAUUUGAAAUGAUCUGUAAAUACUGGCUUGAUUUUGUGUUGAAAGUGUCCUUUAUAAUCUCAAUUUGAUCUUUUCUUGAACUACUUGAACAUAAAUGUCUGCAACUUGAUCUGCAAUUCCAUCUAAGUUAUCAUUCUGUAUGUGCUGUUUAACAAAUGUGAGUGUAAAACUGUAUGGGAGAGUGAGCAGCACUGCCACUUACAUUUUCUGUGAUUUUUUACUCUGUAAGUUUAGUGUUUAUAUGUAUGUUUGCAAUGUUAUUAUCUGUGUCAAAUAUAUUUGUGUGACUUACAUACUUA
Molecule: messenger RNA, 3763 nt
Organism: Frankliniella occidentalis (western flower thrips)
Lineage: Eukaryota; Metazoa; Arthropoda; Insecta; Thysanoptera; Thripidae
Exons: 5
Coding region: 100-1158 (352 amino acids)
Source: RefSeq, a predicted model, not a curated record